CAUUUUUCAAAAAUUAUUUAUAAAAUGUCGAAAAAGUUAAAUAUCUUAGUGUCUGUAAUGGAUGGCGUCGGACACGUGAACGCCUGCAUUGGUUUGUCUCAAGCGCUUCAAAAACGCGGACAUAAAAUAACUUUUGUCAUCGAAAAGGCAUAUAAAGGAAAGUUAGCUGAGUUUGGAUUUGAAGAAGAAAUUAUUGAUCGCAAUGAAGAAUCAUCUGAUGAAACAAAGCCGAAAACAGACAAAAGACCCGGAGAAGAGGCGGCCACACGUUUAGCACAAUCCGGACUAUUCUCCACAAUGUCUUCUCUGGAAAAACUGAAAAAGAUGUCAAAAAUGCCAAUCUUUGAAAAUGGUGUUCAAAGAGCUAAAAAAGACAAUUCAAAGUUUACUGAAAUAGUAGUCAAACUUAAUCCCGAUGUCAUUAUAAUUGAUGACUUUGUUGGUCGUCCAGCACUUAUAUAUUCUGGUAAACCAUGGAUUUCAAUAUUUAGUGGAAAUCCAUUGUUUGCCAUUGAAGAUGACAAAACACCACCAUUUAGUUCCGGUUAUCCAUCAAACGGUGAUAAAAGUGGUUGGAAUGAGUUUAAAGAAUUGAGAGCUCAAGUAUUUGCAGGACAGGCACUCAAACUAUAUAAUGAUUGGCUUCAAGAGUUAGGUUUUGAUGUCUCUCAAUCAAAAAUGGUUGUUCCCAUCUCACCCUAUCUCAACAUAUAUGGUUAUCCUGAAGAACUCGAUUAUACAGAUAUCAGACCACUUCCCAACAACUUUUGUCCAAUCGAUGCGUUUAUGAGGAAUGAUCCGAAAGAAUUCAAAAUUCCCGAUAAAUUUGAAAAUAGAGACAAAAUUAAAAGUAAAUUAAUAUAUUUAUCGAUGGGUUCAAUGGGUUCAGUGGACGUCAAUCUAAUGAAAAGAUUUGUUGAAAUACUGUCAAAAACUCAACACAAGUAUAUCGUAUCGAAAGGACUUUUAGCGCAUACAUACGAUUUGGCAGACAAUAUGUGGGGCGAGGCAUCAGUUCCGCAGACAAAUGUAUUGCCAUUAGUAGAUCUGGUUAUAACUCACGGCGGGAACAACUCUGUAACCGAAACCUUYAGUUACGGCAAACCUAUGAUUGUUAUGCCUAUAUUUGGUGAUCAGUACGAUAACGCUCAAAGAGUUCAUGAGAAAGGGUAUGGCAUACGACUCGAUACUUAUUCAUUUUCAGACAAAGAAUUAUUGGAUUCAAUUGAAAAACUCUUAAAUGACAAACAAUUAGACGAAAGACUAUCGAUUGCAUCCAAACGUAUGCUUAACUCCGAUAGCAUUAGUAAGGCCUGUGAACGCAUUGAAAGUCUCGUCAAAUAA
This is a messenger RNA of Oppia nitens, 1344 nucleotides long. Its product is annotated as NDP-glycosyltransferase YjiC-like. Gene Ontology annotation, molecular function: UDP-glycosyltransferase activity. Bases 25 to 1344 code for a protein of 439 amino acids. Lineage: Eukaryota; Metazoa; Arthropoda; Arachnida; Sarcoptiformes; Oppiidae. The transcript has 2 exons. The record is from RefSeq and is a predicted model, not a curated record.